Molecule: messenger RNA, 3486 nt
Organism: Castor canadensis (American beaver)
Lineage: Eukaryota; Metazoa; Chordata; Mammalia; Rodentia; Castoridae
Gene: Dhx16
Product: DEAH-box helicase 16
Cellular component (GO): catalytic step 2 spliceosome; intracellular anatomical structure
Molecular function (GO): helicase activity; ATP binding; RNA binding
Source: RefSeq, a predicted model, not a curated record
CACCGUAGUAGCCGGAACAGUGCAGCCCCUUCCGGAUUCUGCAAUACGGGAAGAUCUUUUGGAGUCGCUCAAAAACGAACUCCGGAAUCUCAACGCAGCUCCUUCGUGGAGCUGAGGCCCCAGCCCAGCGCUCCAGGCCUCCGACGGGCCCGGUAUUGGCGCGGCUGCUCCGGACGCCUCAGGGCUAGAAGUAGGGAGCCUGGGUCGCCAUGGCGACGUCGGCGGGGCUGGAGCGCUGGGUUCAGGAGGAGCUGCACUCGGUGCUGGGACUGAGCGAGCGGCACGUCGCCCAGUUCCUGAUCGGUACCGCGCAGCGCUGUGCCUCCGCCGAGGAGUUCGUGCAGCGCCUGCGAGACACCGAUACCCUGGACCUCAGCGGCCCGGCCCGGGAUUUCGCGCUGAGGCUCUGGAACAAGGUGCCACACAAGGCAGUGACAGAAAAGCCAGCUCGGGCAGCAGAGAGAGAGGCCCGUGCUCUGCUAGAGAAAAACCAAUCUUACAAGUUGCUGGAAGACAGUGAGGAGAGCAGUGAGGAGACUGUGGGUAAGGCCGGAAGCAGCCUCCAGAAGAAGCAUAAAAAACGGAAACACCUCAGGAAGAAACACUGGGAAGAGGAGGAAGAGGAGGAGGAAGAGGUUUCUGAGACAGGGAAGAAGAAGAUAGAAGAGGGUAAACAGCAGACAGAGAAGCCAGAAUCAGAGGACGAGUGGGAGCGGACAGAGCGCGAGCGCCUUCAGGACCUAGAGGAACGUGAUGCCUUUGCUGAGCGGGUUCGGCAGCGCGAUAAAGAUCGGACUCGCAAUGUCCUGGAGCGGUCAGACAAGAAGGCUUAUGAAGAGGCUCAGAAGCGCCUCAAGAUGGCUGAGGAAGACCGGAAAGCCAUGGUCCCUGAACUGCGAAAGAAAUCCCGCCGAGAGUACCUGGCGAAGCGGGAACGAGAGAAGCUGGAAGACCUGGAGGCAGAGCUGGCUGAUGAGGAGUUCCUCUUUGGGGAUGUGGAACUGAGUCAUCAUGAGCGCCGGGAGCUCAAAUAUAAGCGGCGAGUGCGGGAUCUGGCCCGGGAAUACCGGGCAGCUGGAGAGCAGGAGAAGCUGGAGGCCACCAACCGCUACCACAUGCCCAAGGAGACCCGAGGACAGCCAGCUCGAGCUGUGGACCUAGUGGAGGAGGAAUCGGGUGCCCCUGGGGAGGAGCAGCGGCGCUGGGAGGAGGCCCGGUUAGGAGCAGCAUCCCUGAAGUUCGGGGCCCGAGAUGCUGCUUCCCAAGAGCCCAAGUAUCAGCUGGUGCUGGAGGAGGAGGAGACCAUCGAGUUUGUCUGUGCCACUCAGCUCCAGGGUGAUGAGGAGCCGUCAGCUCCACCCCCAUCAGCCCAGGCCCAGCAGAGGGAAUCCAUCCAGGCUGUCCGCCGAAGCCUUCCGGUGUUCCCAUUUCGAGAGGAACUCCUGGCUGCCAUUGCUAAUCAUCAAGUCCUCAUCAUUGAAGGCGAGACUGGCUCAGGGAAGACCACCCAGAUACCGCAGUACCUCUUUGAGGAGGGUUACACAAAGAAAGGUAUGAAGAUUGCCUGCACCCAGCCCCGGAGAGUGGCAGCCAUGAGUGUAGCCGCUCGUGUGGCCCGGGAGAUGGGUGUGAAGCUUGGGAAUGAGGUUGGCUAUAGCAUCCGCUUUGAGGACUGUACAUCAGAGCGAACGGUCCUCCGCUACAUGACAGAUGGAAUGCUUCUCCGGGAGUUCCUCUCGGAACCUGACCUUGCAAGUUACAGUGUGGUGAUGGUGGAUGAGGCUCACGAACGGACCCUGCACACAGACAUCCUUUUUGGGUUGAUCAAAGAUGUUGCCCGCUUCCGACCUGAGCUCAAGGUCCUGGUAGCUUCAGCCACGCUGGACACUGCCCGGUUUUCCACCUUCUUUGAUGAUGCCCCUGUCUUUCGAAUCCCUGGCCGCAGGUUUCCAGUUGACAUCUUCUAUACCAAGGCUCCAGAGGCCGACUAUCUGGAAGCCUGUGUUGUGUCUGUGCUGCAGAUCCAUGUGACCCAGCCGCCUGGGGAUAUCCUGGUGUUCCUUACAGGACAGGAGGAGAUUGAAGCUGCCUGUGAGAUGCUCCAGGAUCGCUGCCGCCGACUGGGCUCCAAAAUCCGGGAGCUCCUGGUGCUGCCCAUUUAUGCCAACCUGCCCUCUGACAUGCAGGCUCGAAUCUUCCAGCCCACGCCCCCCGGAGCCCGAAAGGUGGUUGUGGCCACAAACAUUGCAGAAACAUCACUCACCAUUGAGGGCAUCAUUUACGUGCUGGAUCCAGGGUUCUGUAAGCAGAAGAGCUACAACCCCCGCACAGGCAUGGAGUCGCUCACAGUCACACCCUGCAGCAAGGCUUCAGCCAAUCAGCGGGCUGGCCGAGCAGGUCGGGUGGCUGCAGGGAAGUGCUUCCGUUUAUAUACAGCCUGGGCCUAUCAGCAUGAGUUGGAGGAGACCACAGUGCCUGAGAUCCAAAGGACCAGCCUGGGCAAUGUUGUGUUGCUACUCAAGAGCUUAGGGAUCCAUGACUUAAUGCACUUUGACUUCCUGGAUCCCCCACCAUAUGAGACCCUACUUCUGGCUUUGGAGCAGCUUUAUGCUCUGGGAGCCCUCAACCACCUGGGAGAGCUUACCACGUCUGGCCGAAAGAUGGCAGAGUUGCCGGUGGACCCCAUGCUAUCUAAAAUGAUCUUGGCCUCUGAGAAGUACAGCUGUUCAGAGGAAAUCCUGACAGUGGCUGCCAUGCUCUCUGUCAACAACUCCAUCUUCUAUCGGCCCAAGGAUAAGGUUGUGCAUGCUGACAAUGCCCGUGUCAACUUCUUCCUCCCUGGCGGGGACCACCUGGUUCUACUAAAUGUGUAUACACAGUGGGCCGAGAGUGGCUACUCUUCCCAGUGGUGCUAUGAGAACUUUGUACAGUUCAGAUCAAUGCGCCGAGCCCGGGAUGUGCGGGAGCAGUUGGAGGGGCUCUUGGAACGUGUGGAAGUUGGUCUGAGUUCUUGCCAGGGGGACUACAUCCGAGUACGAAAGGCCAUCACUGCUGGUUACUUUUACCACACAGCACGGCUAACACGCAGCGGCUACCGCACAGUGAAGCAGCAGCAGACGGUGUUCGUUCAUCCCAACUCUUCCCUCUUUGAGCAGCAGCCACGCUGGUUGCUCUACCAUGAACUUGUCUUGACCACAAAGGAGUUCAUGAGACAGGUACUGGAGAUUGAGAGCAGUUGGCUUUUGGAAGUGGCUCCUCACUACUAUAAGGCCAAGGAGCUAGAAGAUCCCCAUGCUAAGAAAAUGCCCAAAAAAAUAGGCAAGACACGAGAAGAGCUGGGGUAGAGCAAGGGUCACAAACAAAGGGAGCACAAACAGAACCUGACACCGGCACCUCCUUUUCCUUCUUUACAUUAUUUAAUAUCUAUUAAAUAAAAUUAUUUUUGGAGUAAAGCUUGUGGGAACUUUUGGUAUACAGAGAAAGUGA